AUGCUUCGUAUCAAGCAGGAAGUAACAUCAUCGGCGGCAUCAGACGAAGUAGUUCCUCUAAAACAAAUACGUGUUGAUGCACAACUCCUUUCGUUUGUCGCCGAUGCACUAAUAAUACAGUUAUUUCAAAACGAUGAAUCUGUACCGGUUGAAGCCGUUUAUUGUUUUCUUGUCGAAGAAAAUGCAGCUACUUAUGGUUUCGCAGCUCGUAUAGAUGACGAACAUGAAAUUGUUGCUCUAAUCAAAGAAAAAAUAGUAGCACAACCAGAAUAUACACAAGCUCUUACUCAAGGUCAUGGCGCUCAUCUAUUAGAGCAAGAUGAAGCUUGA
This is a messenger RNA of Rotaria sordida, 330 nucleotides long. Lineage: Eukaryota; Metazoa; Rotifera; Eurotatoria; Philodinida; Philodinidae. The record is from the annotation of a GenBank genome assembly.